Molecule: messenger RNA, 4657 nt
Organism: Nothoprocta perdicaria
Lineage: Eukaryota; Metazoa; Chordata; Aves; Tinamiformes; Tinamidae
Gene: DACH1
Product: dachshund family transcription factor 1
Source: RefSeq, a predicted model, not a curated record
AUGGCCGUACCGGCUGCUUUGAUCCCUCCGACCCAGCUGGUCCCCCCUCAGCCUCCGGUCUCCACUUCGGCCGCCUGCACCACCACCACCACCACCAACUCCUCGUCGGCCACCUCCUCGCCCUCGCCGUCCAUCGCUCCCCCGACGGCCGCCUCGGGGACAAACCUAUUCCGGCCGGAGCCCAUGGCGGCGGCAGCAGCGGCGGCGGCAGCCAGCCUGGGCACCGGCGGCGGCGGCAGCGGCAGCGGCGGCGGCGGCUCCACUCCCAAUGCGGGCGCGGGCAGCGCGGGCGGCCCCGUGCCCGGCAAGCCGGUCUACUCGACCCCGUCGCCGGUGGAGAACACCCCGCAGAACAACGAGUGCAAGAUGGUGGACCUGAGGGGGGCCAAGGUGGCCUCCUUCACCGUGGAGGGCUGCGAGCUCAUCUGCCUGCCCCAGGCUUUCGACCUCUUCCUCAAGCACUUGGUGGGAGGCUUGCACACGGUCUACACCAAGCUGAAGCGCCUGGAGAUCACGCCCGUCGUGUGCAACGUGGAGCAGGUCCGCAUCCUGAGGGGGCUGGGGGCCAUCCAGCCCGGCGUCAACCGCUGCAAGCUCAUCUCCAGGAAGGAUUUCGAGACCCUUUACAACGACUGCACCAACGCCAGUUCGAGACCUGGAAGGCCUCCUAAGAGGACUCAAAGUGUCACCUCCCCAGAGAAUUCCCACAUCAUGCCACAUUCUGUCCCCGGCCUCAUGUCUCCUGGAAUCAUCCCGCCAACAGGCCUGACAGCAGCAGCUGCAGCAGCAGCAGCUGCCACCAAUGCUGCUAUAGCAGAAGCAAUGAAAGUGAAAAAAAUUAAAUUGGAAGCUAUGUCCAACUAUCAUGCAAAUAAUAACCAGCAUGGAGCAGACACUGAAAAUGGAGAUCUGAAUUCAAGUGUUGGACUGGAGCUUCCUUUUAUGAUGAUGCCCCACCCACUAAUUCCCGUGAGCCUACCUCCAGCCUCGGUCACGAUGGCCAUGAGCCAGAUGAAUCACCUGAGUACCAUUGCCAACAUGGCAGCAGCAGCACAAGUGCAGAGUCCUCCAUCCCGAGUGGAGACAUCUGUUAUUAAGGAACGUGUUCCAGACAGCCCUUCUCCUGCUCCUUCUCUUGAAGAGGGCCGAAGACCUGGCAGCCAUCCAUCAUCUCAUCGAAGCAGCAGUGUGUCCAGCUCUCCUGCACGAACUGAGAGCUCUUCAGACAGAAUCCCUGUCCAUCAGAAUGGGCUAUCUAUGAACCAAAUGCUGAUGGGUUUGUCACCUAAUGUCCUUCCUGGUCCUAAAGAGGGCGAUCUGGCUGGUCAUGAUGUGGGACAUGAGACAAAAAGAAUACACAUUGAGAAAGAUGAGACCCCGCUCUCCACACCAACCGCAAGAGACAGCCUUGAAAAACUUUCUCUAACUGGGCAUGGGCAGCCACUACCUCCGGGUUUUCCAUCUCCUUUUCUAUUCCCUGACGGAUUGUCCUCCAUAGAGACCCUUCUGACUAACAUCCAGGGUCUACUAAAGGUUGCUAUAGACAAUGCCAGAGCUCAAGAGAAACAAGUCCAACUGGAAAAGACGGAGCUGAAGAUGGAGCUGUUCAGGGAACGAGAACUGAGGGAAACACUUGAAAAGCAGUUGGCUGUGGAGCAGAAGAACAGAGCAAUAAUUCAGAAAAGGUUAAAGAAGGAAAAGAAGGCAAAGAGGAAAUUGCAGGAAGCACUCGAAUUUGAGACUAAGCGACGGGAGCAAGCAGAGCAGACACUGAAACAGGCAGCUUCAACAGAUAGUCUCAGGGUCCUAAAUGACUCUAUGACCCCAGAGAUAGAAGCUGACCGCAGCGGGGGCAGAACAGAUGCUGAAAGGACAAUACAAGAUGGAAGACUGUAUUUGAAAACUACUGUCAUGUACUGAAUUUUCUUCCUGCUGAAGAUACCUGUGCUACGGUAAAGAACUUUGCAGUAAGACUAUGUGUCUUUCGAGUGAAUACUCAAAAGGAGCUUCAUGGAAACAAAGCAUUUUCAAGGCGACUUCCUCGACUUCAUGUUUCAAUAUUCUUCAAAAAUUUAAAGAAUUCUGCAAGAGUGUCCUCCUCCUUUGGUUAGCUCCUGUGGCUCAACCCAGAGACCUAGAGAAUGUUUGUAAAUGUACAGUAGCACUCUUCUUACAGUGAGAAUCUCCUUCUCUGCACCGGACUAUUGUAUCCAAAACUACAGGCGGAUCAGAACAAGGCUGAGUAUUCUCUUUUUUUAAGGAAUGCAGACUCUGUCCUCCUCUGAUGAGUCCAUAUUUGAGCACAUCAAAUGAUCCUUCCAGCGAUGCCCAGCUGCACCGAUAGACUGUUAUGUCAUAACGAAACCAGCAAGACAGCUCAGACAUGAACUUGUAGAGGGCAUAAGAGGAUUCUUAAAAAAAAAAGAAAAAAAAGGAAAAAAAAAGAAAAAAAAAGAUACAUUCGGUUUUCAAACUAUGAUGGUGAGUUUUCUUCUAGAGACCUUUUUUUCCACAUGCUUUCCAAGAGACCAACACAUGGAUGUUAGACUACAUUAAGUGAAAUGGAAUUUUGUGUAAGUGAAAAGAAAUGCUGAAUGUAAACAAACUGUUUUACUGUUCACAAGAAUCUCUUUUCCUAAAAUAAAAAAAAUACAAUAAAAAGUAAUAAUUUCUCAUUGUAAACUGGCAGGGGUUUAUGAAAUAAAAGACUUUGCUUAUUCAAACUGUUGGUCACAUGUACAGUAUAUAACGCAAAUCACACAAGGAAGGUAUUAUGUAUGCAGUAGAAAUCUAGAGUUUAGGAAAUGAAAAAUUUAGAUAAUAUUGUUUUGUCACCCUGUUGGUCAGAACGACACCUUUCUAGUUUUAACGCAUGCAGGCAUGUAAAUAUUUGUCCUGGAGUCACAGUAUUACUGAAUGAGAUCUUAAGCAUCUGGUAACAAGUCAGAAUUCUGUAGCAGCCACUUUUAUUUGUAUAUUGAGCCCUGGUUAGUGCCCUGGUUAGCGCACUUUUAAGAAUGGACUGUGGCUGAGCAGCAAGUCAAAAUGCCAGAAAUAUUUUUAUAUGUUAAUGUCCUAUUACGUCAAUGUUGCUAAAAAAAAAGAAAACCUAACAGACACUUGAUGUAUCAGUCCGAUUCCACGUAGAGCUGAGUGAUACAGUUGAAGUCUAUUGUCCCUCCCGCCUUGUCUUGCGGAUGGGUGGUUAUGUGUUACUUUCACUGUCUUUAUGAAAGCUACAAUAUGUGUUUUCACCUUUGUGCUGAUAACUGGAAGUAAGCUGCAACACAGUGCUUAUGACAUUACUAAAAGGUUAUGUUCUUUGCUUUGCGUACUCUUGGGUUACCCCUUUAAAGACUGAUUUUGUGAAUCAGUGCUAUUACUGUAAGUUUUGUGAUUAUUCUUUCUUCAUCUUUAAUGUUUUAUGCAUAUAAAAUAUUAUUUAUUACAUGGAAACAUAUCAAAACCUUAAAUGUCUAAAAUGCCUAACUUAAAGCAAAUAUUUCUUUAAAAAUAGCUCUGAUUGGAUAUUAAUAUUAUUUUGUCAAAAAAAAAUCUAAUGUUUUGUAAACUCUAGCACUGAGCUUCUAUAGUUUGUAGGUCUUCCUUGCAAUACUGGUACACACUUAUUUUGUGCAGUUCAUAUUUACUCCACCACCACAAUCCUUUGUUAACAAUAGAAAAGAUGUAUAUACAAGUUCACGUCAUGAUAAUUUUUUUUAAAGAAAUCUUGAGCAAUAUUUUUCAUUAAAUAUUGUUACCUAACACUUUGUAGUGAUAUUUGUUUUCUAAUCAUGAUUCUUUCAUAACUUUCAUAGUUGCUUGAACAUAUAUGGGAUUCUGUACUCCAGUUUUUUCAUAUACAGUCUUUAAAGGGUUAACAACUGUAAAGUUAGAUGGACUUGUGGCAAGCUUUUGAAUCAUUCAUAUCUGAAAGAGAAUUAAAAGCCUACAAGUGAAAUAUGUAGUAGCAUCUACCAUUGCUCUGCUCCUUGCAUAGAGUCACCUGUAAGUAGGUUUAGUAGUUUUACAGUAUAUACUUUCAAGACCUUUGGGAAUGCCUCAGUGUUUGGCUUGGUACAUAAAUGGAAAUGUUGAGGAUUAAGGGGGAACCAAUUUAUAAGCUGGAUGUUUAGAAAGAAUCUUGCUAAAACAGUGUAAAUAUUACAGACCAUGAGAUGUUACCGUAAGUUGAAUUUUUGCCCCUCUUUAGUUAUACAGUUUUUUUUGUUGUUAUUUUGUUUUUGGUUUUUGAUUUGGAUUUUUUUUUUUGCAUAGAUUAUGAAGAGAAGUUGUGCUCAUGUUAUUGUUUAUAUGCUUUUGUAAUCUUAAAGAUAUUAAUGUCUAGUUGUUCUAUAUUAUAACCACAUUUGCGCUCUAUGCAAGCCCUUGGAACAGAACAUACUCAUCUUCAUGUAGGACCUAUGAAAAUUGUCUAUUUUUAUCUAUAUAUUUAAAGUUUUCUAAAAAUGAAAAAGGUUAUUACGAAUUUUGUUGUACAAAAUCUGUACAAAAAUCUGUUUUUACAUCAUAAUGCAAGAAUUGGAAAUUUUUCUAUGGUAGCCUAGUUAUUUGAGCCUGGUUUCAAUGUGAGAACCACGUUUACUGUUAUUGUAUUUAAUUUUCUUUUCUUUUCAACAAUCUGCUAAUAAAACUG